AUGUUCACCUUGUGGCAUAUUCAGUUGUUCAACAGGAAAGACGCCACGUUUCCUCUUCAAAAUCUUCCACAUCUUGCGAUGAAUGAAGUGAUCAAACUAAUGGAUCCUUUGGAGCAGAUCUCCCUUGCACUUCUUUCCAAGAAAAUGAAUACCUACGUGAGGUGCUCAAGACCCCAGAUAGCAGACCACUGUGAAGUUAAUCUUACGGAUGGAAACGCAGUGUUAACGAUUCCAGAAGUAAUUGAAUAUUCCAGAAAGCAGAUAUCUAAUUGGAAUAACAAGACAUCAAUCUUCACCAAUUUUUGGCCUGAUAAUAAGAAAAAGUUAACGUCGAACACAAUGAAAAUAGUCGAAAAAAUCCAAAUGGCUUUUCCAAAAAUAACAUUUUCCCUAACGUUGCAUUCGAAUGACUUGAAGAAUAAUGACAUCAUGGAUGCUCUUUUAAAUAAGACCUGGAAAAAAGUGACAGUUGACGGAGGUGAACUGAAGGCCGACGAUUUGGAUAAGAUUAUGGAAAUGGACAAUUCAAAUAACAAUUUUGUAUUUAAAAAUACAACAUUUCCAACAAAUUAUAGACAUAAAAAUGCAUUCAAUUUUGCCUCCAUCGCGUAUAAUGACGCCCAGUGGGUUCAAAUCGACGACUUGCUCACUUUAACUGAUAAUCAGAUCGUCAGACUUGGCCAAACAGCAUUCGAGCCACAAGAUUUGAAUUUGCUCCUAAAAACUUGGCAGAGAAGUCCACACGACAUGUUCGGAAUCCUGACUCUACGCAAUAAUGAACUAAAUUUGGAUGAAACUUUCAAAGAUUUAGUGACAUUGACAGUGGAACACACGUAUUUUUAUUCUGUGUUGUUAAGUGCUGACAACUCCAGUAAUAACAUAGAUCCUCCGAUUCUUGCAAAGAAAUCGUUGGAAGAUGAGUUGGCCACACUGGACGAAGGGUCUGUUCGAAGAGAUGAAAUCAUCGCAGAAAUCGAAAAUCUGCUGACACAACUUACAAUGGACGAAGUCUAUUUUGAAGAUGGGAAGGCUAAAAUGACAAAUCCGGCUACACUAUACCUAAUAGUACUACAUGUUCAAGCUCGGCACGCUUGGAAAGGAGUUUAA
Caenorhabditis remanei is the source of this 1107-nucleotide messenger RNA. RefSeq lists its product as uncharacterized. Gene Ontology annotation, molecular function: protein binding. The transcript is spliced from 6 exons. The coding region runs from base 1 to 1107 and encodes 368 amino acids. Gene Ontology annotation, biological process: embryo development. Lineage: Eukaryota; Metazoa; Nematoda; Chromadorea; Rhabditida; Rhabditidae. The record is from RefSeq and is a predicted model, not a curated record.